Messenger RNA from Schizophyllum commune H4-8, 2092 nucleotides. RefSeq lists its product as uncharacterized. The record is from RefSeq and is a predicted model, not a curated record. The transcript has 5 exons. Bases 59 to 1975 code for a protein of 638 amino acids. NCBI's taxonomy places the organism in Eukaryota, Fungi, Basidiomycota, Agaricomycetes, Agaricales, Schizophyllaceae. Gene Ontology annotation, biological process: intracellular signal transduction.
GCUUGCCUUCCUCCCUCUUCCCAUUUUCUUUUUCUUCUUCAUCUCUCCUUUGCCCGCCAUGCCCGCCGACCACGAACAGGUUCCGACGACGUCGUCGCACAUGAUGAAGACGACGAAGCGCGGGCGGCCCUUCCUGAAGGACACCUUGGACCUCUUCGCUACAUUAGUAGUAUCGCUAGAGCUCGCGCCGAACAAGCAGUUCUUCAGGACCUUCCCUAAUUCCUUCACAACCGACCAGGCAGCCGCGAACCUCGCCUCCCUCAAAUUCUCGCAAUCUAAUCGGGGACCGGAUCCCAGAGACCCAACACGCAUAGUGACGACCACGACGACGACGACGUUCUCCAUGACACGCGACAUGGCGAAGGCGAUGUGCCAGCAUUUCAUGGACGCCCGUUUAAUCGAAAACGCCGCCGACCCCUCCCUGAACCUCUUCAAGGAUCGCGGCGUCUACCAGCUCACGCCCAAGGGCCUACACGUCCUGGAGCGCUUCAUCUCACGAAACGGCAUGAACUCGGAUCACCUCCAGCAGGUGUUCGCCACGCAGCCCAUCUGCAUCAAGCUUCUGCACCUCGAGCGGAGGAGUGCCGACGACGAGAUCAUCGUCACCCAGUCCGUCAUCACCGCCCUCUUCCGCCGCUUCGUCGGCCGCUCGCCCAACUACCAGUCCGCGGCCAACCAGCCCGUCGACCCCUUCCAGCGCUACAACGAGCGCUCGAAGGGCAUCGGCCUCGUCGAUGUCACGGAGAGGGCGCAGCCGUUGCUCGGCAAGGCCCAGCAGCAGCACAAGUACUGCUUCCAGGCCGUUCAUGCGUUGGAGUGGCUCUGCGAUUUCACCUCGGUUGUCGGUCGCGAGGAGGCGGCGGAGAUGGCCGCGCAGUUCGUGCGCUUCGGCCUCAUCACCCUCGUCAGUGACAAGCGGAAGAACAACGACUCCGCGAUCAUCUUCACCGUCCGCGGUUCAGCGCCCGGCGGUAACUCGCCCGUCUCUCAACAAGGAGAGUUUCGGUGUACGUCGAAAGCGAUCUACAAGAUCACGGAGGAGGGGAAGCGUGUUGCGCACUGGGACCAGCGCGUGGACUCGCCGAGUGCCUCGAACACAAACGUCUCUACUGAGCGCUCUUCGGUCGAUGACCACCACGACCAUGGUGAGUCCAUCUCGCGUGGACACGGCGACGGCAAUCCCAGGCUUCAGCGGCGGGUGUCGGUCGCCAACAAGCUCAAUCGCGCUAACACGGUCUCAGACAAGAAGUCGAAGGAGUCCAACACGGAGCGCCUCCGGUACAUUCUUGAGGACCCUCCCCUUCGCUCCCUCUUCCGCGAGUUCCUGCGCGGCAACUUCUGCGAGGAGAACCUGUCCUUCUGGCUUGAGGUCCAGGACUUCAAGCGCAAGUUCAACAUCACCUCCUCGGCGCAGGCCAACAACCCGCGCGGCGCUCGCAAUACGCCCGGUCAGGCGGCGAUGGAGCGCCACCACGAGUCGCUCAUCAACACGGCGUUCGUGAUCUACAACACCUACCUCGCGCCCUCGAGUCAGUGCGAGCUCAACAUCGACCAUAACCUGCGCAACGAGUUGGCGAAGUACCUCGAGGACGUCGUCACCAAUCUCACGGGCAAGGCGUUCUCCGGACGUGUCGAGCCCGAGCAGGCGAACGCGUUCAACGCGACCCAGCUCCAGAACAUGAUCCGGCUGUACGAGCGCAUUCAGACGCACGUCUUCCGUCUGAUGGCCACCGACUCUGUUCCGAAGUUCAUCAAAACGCCCAAGUUCCUCGCCAUGCGCGAUUGGGACGACGACUUCGACCCGACCGACAACGACAUCAAGCAGCUGUCGGCCAACAACCCGACCAUGCCCCCGGGCUUGAGACAAGAGGAGACCGGCGGGGCGUACAUCACCAUCUCGCAGCAGGGCAGCGAGCGGGAACACCAAAACCGCACAGGCGUUGCCCAGCAGCAGGAGACGCCGGCGACGCCAUAGGCUAGCCGUCCGUCUCGCCCGCUCAGGUCUUGUAUGCUUUUCUCGUUGCUCGCACAUGCUUUGCACAGGUACUAUAUCGCACGCUGCCUCGUCGCACUCACGGUCGCUGUCCCCGCC